AUGUCAUCAUCAGAAAGUGAAAGUGAAGCCCCAAAAAAAUUAUUUUUAUCACCAAUUGCAAAACCACUUGCUGAUCCAAAACUUACACUCAAAUUAUUAAAGUUGGUUAAAAAAGCAUCAAAAGAUAAGAAAAUCAGCAGAGGUGUAAAAGAAGUUGUUAAACAAGUUAAAAAAACCAAAGAUUCAAGCAGAAAUAAAAAUAGAAUUUGUAUUAUUGCUGGCGAUGUCAGCCCAAUCGAUGUCAUUUCUCACAUCCCAGUCUUAUUAGAAGAAUCUGGUAUUAAAUAUAUUUAUGUUCCAUCAAAAGAAUCUUUAGGUACUGCUUCAUCAACUAAAAGACCAACAAGUAUUGCUUUAGUCGAUUUAGAUAAUGAUUCUGAACACAAGAAAUUAUUAUCUCAAUGUCUUGAAAAAAUCCCAGCUGUAAGUAUUUAA
Molecule: messenger RNA, 435 nt
Organism: Dictyostelium discoideum AX4
Lineage: Eukaryota; Evosea; Eumycetozoa; Dictyosteliales; Dictyosteliaceae
Gene: nola2
Product: ribosomal protein L7Ae
Exons: 1
Coding region: 1-435 (144 amino acids)
Biological process (GO): snRNA pseudouridine synthesis; mRNA splicing, via spliceosome
Cellular component (GO): nucleus; nucleolus; box H/ACA snoRNP complex
Molecular function (GO): RNA binding
Source: RefSeq, a predicted model, not a curated record